This is a messenger RNA of Sander lucioperca (pikeperch), 830 nucleotides long. It is a transcript of the gene fhit, whose product is annotated as fragile histidine triad diadenosine triphosphatase. The record is from RefSeq and is a predicted model, not a curated record. Gene Ontology annotation, molecular function: ubiquitin protein ligase binding; bis(5'-adenosyl)-triphosphatase activity. The transcript has 9 exons. NCBI's taxonomy places the organism in Eukaryota, Metazoa, Chordata, Actinopteri, Perciformes, Percidae. Gene Ontology annotation, biological process: purine nucleotide metabolic process; diadenosine triphosphate catabolic process; negative regulation of proteasomal ubiquitin-dependent protein catabolic process. Bases 222 to 680 code for a protein of 152 amino acids. Gene Ontology annotation, cellular component: cytoplasm; plasma membrane; nucleus.
CAACUCUCCCCGUCAUAGAAGGCAAAGAGAGCCGAGCAGCCCAUUCUUACUUUCUUCCUUUCUCUGCCACGGGCACAAGCAGCCCACUGCAGCACCGAGAAGUGAUCCUUUACAGCCCGAGCACUGCUUCACUCCAUUCAGGCCUCCAUCCUGUUUAAUAAUUAUCCAUCUGCAAGGCCGUGGGAAGCCAGCGAGGUUGAAGGCCUGAGACUCAGUGGGACAUGUUGACCCUGCGCUUUGGACAACAUUUCAUCAAGGCGUCAGCCGUGUUCUUGCAGACAGAGCUGUCUUUUGCUCUGGUCAACAGGAAGCCUGUGGUGCCCGGACAUGUGUUGGUGUGCCCUCUGAGACCGGUGGAGCGUUUUCGGGAUCUUCGGCCAGAUGAAGUGGCAGACUUAUUCAACACCGCUCAGAGAGUCGCCAACCUGGUGGAGAAGCACUUCAAUGCCACCUCCCUCACCAUCGCCAUCCAGGACGGCCCUGAAGCCGGACAAACCGUGAAGCACGUCCACGUCCAUGUGCUGCCCAGGAAGGCGGGGGACUUUGAGCGGAAUGACAGCAUCUACAAUGAGUUGCAGAAGCAUGACCGAGAAGAUGAGGACGUUCCCUCCAAGUGGCGAUCAGAAGAGGAGAUGGCAGCAGAAGCUUCAGGUUUGAGGAAACUGCUCGAGAGUCCCUAAAUGGAUGGUGUCCAACACUUCAUGCAUGGGUCAGCAGUGGACUGGACUGGAAGAUUACAGAAACAUCUGACAAUAAUGUGGAACUAUAACUGUUUGUCACUGCUACUUGGCUUUGAUGUAUUUCUGUUCAAAAAUAAAAUUGCAACUAAA